CGAUCAACGAUUCAAACACUUUUGUAAAAUUUAUCAAACAGUGUUGAAAUCAAGCCGUUGAAAAUGAAUUCCGUCAUUCUCGUUUCACUGAUUGCUCUUCUGUCUGUCGAGUACAGUUUUGCCGACCGGAAACGUUGUUUUUGUCAAGCUCGUGAUGAUGCCACGGGGACGGUUCUGAAGGACUUCGGCACAAUCGACACCCAUCGCCACUGGUUGAGCGUUGGAUGCCGUCGGUUGGGCAACUGCGCCGACAAAUGCGACGCCAAAACCAAAGAGUGGCUGUGCGAGCAAGAGGCUGAGUGCGAGCGUCUGUCUAAAGGGAAGAAGGUGGUACCAUACUAUAAAGCCAGCGUUUGCUCCGAGGGGAACGGCUCCAACAGGCGGACGUGCGGCUGUGAUGCUAACCACUGCCUUUCAAAGUGUGCAGCCGCCGGUGACAACUUCACCCAGUGCUUCCUUGGAUGUGUCAGCUUUUAGAAUUGCCAAAAAGAAGACCAGGCAGUAUCAACACUUUUCAUAUACACAAACAUUCCACUAGAUGAUUUAAUAAAUAUACAUACUGCUACUAGUGUUCUUUUUAGAUGGUGAAAGAAAACUAAUACACUGCAUCAAUCGGUUUUGUAUUAUAGCUGGCAUUCGCAUAUAUGUUUAACAGAAUUCGUAGCUGUCAACACAUUUUUUUUCCUAAACCGUAAAAUUGACACUCUUAUUCGAAAUCAAUACACACACAUGUAUAACAAACAUAAAUUUUUAGUGAUAAACCUUUUACUACUUACUAAAUAGUAAAUAAGUAAAUAAUGCAUUUUGUAUUAAUAUGGGAAAAAUUAUUUGCUGAUAACAAGAUUGUAACACAAAAAUAUUAAAUGACUGGUGAGUGCUAAAACAUUUACUGUGAUCUAUUAUCGUCUCAUAAGGUGGAAAUACCGUGUUUUCUGCAUCUUUCUUUCAAAUUAACCUCGGUAUCCUUCAUAAGACCUAUUGCUUUCGACAUUUAUUCACCUUUUUGGUAUAUUUAAACAAUUGUAUUAAUUGUGGUAAAUCUUAUUUUGGAGUAAGAGUGCAUCUUUAAUCAUGGGGGCGAUUCUUUCGACAUCAUUGGUAACAGCUUUGUUGUUGUUGAUAAAAUCUCCUAAUUUUGACGGCAAUCGACUUCUUUCAUGGGAUGCAUUUUAUGUGUGGCUGGUUGUUUCAUAUGUAAUUUAGUUAAGUUGAAACUUAUUCAUUUUACAACGAUUGUAAAAGUAAUAACAAAAUUAUAUUUAUCACGCUCGUUGGCAUGAUAAUACGCCAGAGGGUGGACAAGUGUUGUUUGUGUGGACCGGAGCACCUGGAGAAACCCAACUUGUACAGCUUGGUGUCUACAAUCCAAACUCACUUUCGCAAAGAAUCGAACCCGGGACGCCUUGGUGGGAAGCGAGUGCGCUAACCACUGCGCUAACAGAACCACCCUAUUGAAUAAGGUUUCAGCAACCAUUUGAAAGUAUACUCAAGUCAAAUUCAAGACAGCGUAUGGACUUAAAUUGGUAUUUGUGUCGAUUAAAGAAAUAACAACAAACGACAAUGGGGACUUCAUCAUUAUUUAGACAGUACACAUAGAACAAUAUAAAUUGUUAAAUUCUUAUAAGUGAAUUUCACUUUAUAAAUUAAUUUCGGAUAUUGAAACUAGUGUUAUUUAUCAAUGUUACUGUUGUUAAUGUUACGUCAAUAUGUUAAGUGUGGAAUACUGUCCCAUCUCCGGCAAUGGAACUACACAUAAGCAUAUUCUUGCUAGCAGAAGUUCAACAAAUCGAUUCAUUUAAUGGAUCUUCUUAUAAAUAAGUUUACCAGCACAGUAACGAUUAUGGUAUUAAAAAUGUGGAGGUACGCCAAACGAUUAGUUCUGUUCCCAUAGCUGUUGUUUAAGUCGUUCCAGCAUGAUGACCAUAUGGCCUCUUUUUAUAUAGAGAGGAUCUUUUACUGAAACAAACAACUAAUCUUUGGUAUUGUGUAAAUAUAUCAAUCGUCGCAACGGAUGAUGUUUGUAUUAUGCUUGCUUAAUAUUUCACCUCAAAACUAGAUACAAUCAAUGAAACUUUGAAACGUUUAUGUUUUUCGUCUUUCAAACAAGCCCCGCCUUAAUUAUCAAUAUUAUAUAACAUACUAAUAAUUGCAUAUGAUGCCCUAGCAUAAAUACUGUUUUGUGUGCUUAAUGUUGUUGUUGUUGUUGCUGAUGCUGCUACUUUUGUUGUUGUUGUUGUCGGUAUUUUCGGUAUUGUCGUUGUUGUAUAAAAGCUUUCGGGUUUUUUUACCAGUGAAUGAACACUUCGGUAAACUUAAACCAAACCAUUUUAAUACAAUCAGCUGCUGUUGUCCCUGCAUUUUCUGUAAUAAAUAUAUAAACGCCAUAGGUUGGCGAACAAAAGAUUUUGCAUUGAAGCCAUCAGUAUUACAUGUGCAUGUAUAGGCAUAACAAUUUUUGUAAGAUAGAAUAUCUUCAUGAUAUAUAUAUUUGGGAUGGAGAGAAUGUUCACUUUUGUAGAAAAUAAAUGUCCUUUUGCAUGCAAAGCCUACUCAUUAUGAGUUGAUCUGGUAUGCAAUAUCUGUCUUAAGUUAAUCUUUUGGUCAUACAUCAUUGACUUCACUCACUCUAUUGGUCAGUUAUGAAUAACAAGUAAUCCGAUUGGCUACAUCGUUCUGAGAUCAAAUGAAGACCAACAGUGAAUACCAGCCCUGGUUCCAUGCCGUUGCUAAACGGUAAUAUAUGUCCAGAACGGUCUCCAGUCAUACGCCCGAGACUAGUUUGUAUUUAAGAGUCCGUAGAUAUACAAAUAGCAUACUCCAGGCAACACAACAUAUGCAAGCCCUGGUCUCCUUGGAAGUUUAUUUGAACAAACAUGACUCCAUGUCAAGUUGAACUUGACUGUUUAUAAGAGUUUUGAGUUACUAAAAUGUGAUAGAUUCACGAGACAAACACAAAAUUGUAAAACUAAAUAUGAAGAUAUAUCAGGAAGAUAUUUUAACUUAUAUUACGAUAUGCGUGUACAAGCACAAGAUAUACAUAUAUUAAAUCUAUUGUUCGCCAUAAAUGUAUUUCCAAUCAUUCUCGGGCAUAUAACUUUACUGAGAUGUUAUAAGUUCCUACAAUUGAGUAAUAUAUCAACUGUAAAAACUAGGGAAAUCACAAUAUUUAGGUAAUCAAACACUUAACGGAAUUCAGUUUAACUACACAAAAACAACCAAUCUAUAAAAUAAACGUACUUAAUUGGCUUGAACACUAAAAAUAGUGUACUAGGAUUCAGGAUUCCCUUGUAUCUGUAUUAUAAACCUGUGCUUUCUUCAUUGAAAUUAGACUUAUUCAAGAAUUUAAAAAGAAACCCCGUUUACAAUGACUAUCUUUACCAGUAUUUCCUAUUUUGCAUUAUUUUAAGACUAAAGAGGCAAAGCAAAUCGCUUCAGUUUGAUGUAUUGACAAGUAUACAUUGUAUUCUAAUAAGCAUAAUUAAUUCACACUGUCCCGACACCCGAACUGUCAAAUUGACCAUAAAGCUGUUGUUUGACAAACGCUAGACAAAUAUUUCAAUAAUUUACCAUCUUCAAAUGAGUUACUGUCAAUUAGCGUGUGACAGGCUUUGGAGAGGUAGGAUAAAAGCAAGGGCUACCGUGGAAAUGUAUCUUGUACCGACUGGACGUGACAAUGAAUGGUUAUUUGAAGUCCGCAGUUGUUGCCCUUUGCUUCCUGGCGCUGUGUGCCUUUGCAAACGCCGAUGACAGCCGUGGUAGAAGAUCACAACAAGGGUAUCUUCAGAAGUAUCCACACGACCUUGGAACAAGUUACCGCAUACUUGGUAUUGGCAAAAUGCCUUCCGGCUCUGGUAGUUAUGGACACGGAUCCGCUGGCUACGGUAAACAGGGAUUUGGCGGCUACGGACAAGGUUCAAUGAGCUACGGCAUCGGUAAACAGGGAUUUGGCGGCUACGGACAAGGGUCAAUGAGCUACGGCAUCGGUAAACAGGGAUUUGGCAGCUACGGACAAGGUUCAACGAGCUACGGCAUCGGUAAACAGGGAUUUGGCGGCUAUGGACAAGGUUCAAUGAGCUACGGCAUCGGUAAACAGGGAUUUGGCGGCUACGGACAAGGUUCAACGAGCUACGGCAUCACUAAACGGGGAUUUGGCGGCUACGGACAAGGGUCAAUGAGCUACGGCAUCGGUAAACAGGGAUUUGGCGGCUACGGACAAGGUUCAAUGAGCUACGGCCUCGGUAAACAGGGAUUUGGCAGCUACGGACAAGGGUCAAAGAGCUACGGCCAUGGUGGACAGAGCUAUGGCGGCUACGGACAAGGUUCAAUGAGCUACGGCCAUGGUGGACAGGGCUAUGGCGGCUACGGUCAAAGUUCAAUGAGCUACGGCAUCGGUAAACAGGGAUUUGGCGGCUACGGUCAAGGUUCAUUGAGCUACGGCAUCGGUAAACAGAUGUACUGACCGAUCGGAGCUCUGGGCUUACUAAGUGAUUUAUAAAAGCUUGCAGAGAAGUUCUGGCAGGGAUGUUGUCAUCGAUAUAUUUAUUUAAUUUAUUAUGUUUUAUAAAUAAAUAUUUUUGGUAAUAAAAUUAUCAUCACA
Mya arenaria is the source of this 4597-nucleotide messenger RNA. RefSeq names its product spidroin-2-like. NCBI's taxonomy places the organism in Eukaryota, Metazoa, Mollusca, Bivalvia, Myida, Myidae. The record is from RefSeq and is a predicted model, not a curated record. The coding region runs from base 3674 to 4459 and encodes 261 amino acids. The transcript is spliced from 4 exons.